This is a messenger RNA of Acanthisitta chloris (rifleman), 704 nucleotides long. It is a transcript of the gene FKBP14, whose product is annotated as FK506 binding protein 14, 22 kDa. The annotation marks the transcript as partial. The transcript has 4 exons. Lineage: Eukaryota; Metazoa; Chordata; Aves; Passeriformes; Acanthisittidae. Gene Ontology annotation, molecular function: peptidyl-prolyl cis-trans isomerase activity; calcium ion binding. The record is from RefSeq and is a predicted model, not a curated record.
GAGGUGCUGCACAAGCCGUUCCUCUGCCACCGCAGGACGAAGUGGGGGGAUAUGAUGCUGGUUCACUACGAGGGCUACUUGGAGAGGGAUGGCUCCAUGUUUCACUCCACUCACAAGCAUAACAAUGGUCAACCUAUGUGGUUUACACUUGGCAUAAGGGAAGCUAUCAAAGGCUGGGACAGAGGCUUGAAGGACAUGUGUGUGGGAGAGAAGCGGAAGCUAACUAUUCCACCAGCCCUUGCUUAUGGAAAAGAAGGGAAAGGAAAAAUUCCACCUGAGAGCACAUUGAUUUUCAACAUUGACCUUCUAGAAAUUAGAAAUGGACCAAGGUCUCAUGAGUCCUUCCAAGAAAUGGAUCUUAAUGAUGACUGGAAACUGUCCAAGCAAGAGGUGAAAAUUUACUUGAAGAAAGAAUUUGAAAAGCACGGUGCAGUGGUAAAUGACACCCAGCAUGAUGCUCUGGUUGAAGAUAUAUUUGAUAAAGAAGAUGAAGACAGUGACGGGUUUAUAUCUGCAAGGGAAUUUACAUACAAGCAUGAUGAGCUGUAGAAAAGGGUGGCAUAAUUUUUUUUGACACAAAUAGCAGUGACUUAGACUGUCUGGUUCUCUUGUCAUCUUUAUUCUGUGUUUUGGAGUUGACAGCUGCUGUUGGCAAAGAAACACUUUGUUUAUAUAAAAGAGCAUUUCUGUUCAUUAUGUACAAA